This is a messenger RNA of Colossoma macropomum (tambaqui), 4981 nucleotides long. RefSeq names its product NACHT, LRR and PYD domains-containing protein 12-like. The record is from RefSeq and is a predicted model, not a curated record. Lineage: Eukaryota; Metazoa; Chordata; Actinopteri; Characiformes; Serrasalmidae. Gene Ontology annotation, molecular function: protein binding. The transcript is spliced from 14 exons. Bases 52 to 3543 code for a protein of 1163 amino acids.
UUCUGGAAUGGACUCAUCAGCAUUAGUCGCCACAGUACCCGAGCUGCUUUUAUGCAAAAAUGCUACAAUUCAUCUACAAUGAAUCACUCCAGCAAAAGAGCUCAUAACUUUGAGGCACUGAGGUUGGUCCGGUUGGAUGGACCAAGUUGUGUCUCAAUACGAACUUCCAAUUCGAAGUUGGAGCCAAUUGAAUUUAAAAAAGCAUCUAUUUGCUUCAUAAACAGCUCAUGUAAACGGCCGAGGCUGGUCUCCUUGGAGGCUGACUGUGUGUCAAUCAGAACUGCAUCAUCAGUGCUUAAACCUGGAACAAUGACAGAAGACAUUUCCAUGUCUCAAUGGACUCACUCUAUUGGUUCCACUACUUCAGUCUCGUCCAUGGAUACAGAAGUAGAACUGCAACAUACACAUAAACAUAGGCUAAAGGAAAAGUUCCAGUGCAUUUACAGCAAUGUGCCAGGACAAGGCUGCCCGAUGUUCCUGAAUGACAUUUACACAGAGCUUUACAUCACUGAAAGUGAUAGUGGUAACAUCAAUAAGGAGCAUGAAGUGAGACAGAUUGAAAUAAUGUCCAGGACACAAACAACAGUAGAAAUACCCAUCAAAUGCAAUGACAUCUUCAGUUCCUCCCAUGGCCACAGCAAACCCACUCGGAGUGUCCUGACAAAGGGUGUUGCUGGCAUUGGAAAAACCGUUUCUGUCCAGAAAUUCGUCCUGGACUGGGCUGAAUGCAGAGCGAAUCAAGACAUAGAGUUUGUUUAUCCACUAGCAUUCCGUGAACUCAACCUGUUGAAGGAGAAGCAGUUCAGCUUGGUUGAGCUCCUUCACUAUUUCAAAAUGGAGACCCCUCAAGGAAGAAACCUUCAGAAUCACAAAGUUCUCUUCAUCUUUGAUGGACUGGAUGAGUGCCGCUUUCCUCUAGACUUUCAGAACAACGAGAGAAAGUUUGACCCAAGAGAGCGAGUGUGUCUAGAUGUUCUACUGACAAACCUCAUCAGUGGGAGCCUUCUUUCAGAUGCCCUUAUCUGGAUAACGACCCGUCCAGCAGCAGCCAGUCAGAUCCCUCCUCAGUGUGUUGACCUGGUAACCGAGGUACGUGGUUUCAACGACCCACAGAAGGUCGAGUACCUCAAGAAGAGAAUAAGUGACCAGAGUCUGGCUCGCAGAGUCAUCACACAUAUCAAGUCCUCAAGGAGCCUCUUUAUCAUGUGCCACAUCCCAGUCUUCUGCUGGCUUUCAGCCACUGUUCUGGAAAGAACGUUAGGUGACUCAGAUGGUGGAGAAAUUCCCAAGACGUUGACUCAAAUGUACAUGCACUUCCUGCUGAUCCAAACAAAAGCUAAAAAUGACAGAUACUCCGGAAAACAUAAGGCCGAUGGGAAAGACAUGAUUCUGAAAUUGGGCAAACUAGCUUUCCAACAGCUACAGAAGGGAAACCUGAUAUUCUAUGAAGAAGAUCUAAGAGCUUGUGACAUUGAUGUCAAGGAGGCAGUGGUCUACUCAGGAGUCUGCUCCCAAAUCUUUAGGGAGGAAUGUGCACUGACUCAGGGUAAAGUCUACUGCUUUGUACACCUGAGCAUCCAAGAGUUUCUUGCAGCUAUAUAUGUGUUUUUCAUGUGCAAAAUCCAUAACUUGAAUGUUCUCGAUCAGAAAAGCUGCACUGGAGCUGAUCCUGACCUGGAUGCGCUGUAUGACUUGCACAGGAGCGCCAUAGACAGGGCCUUACAGAGUGAAAAUGGCCACCUGGAUCUCUUCCUCCGUUUCCUUUUGGGCCUUUCUCUGGAGUCCAACCAGACCCUCCUCCAAAGCCUGGUGAAACGUAGCUUUGGACGCAACUAUCAAAGCACAGAAGCAACACUGGAUUACAUCAAGAAGAAGAUUGAGGAGAACUCCUCGACUGAGAAGUCCAUCAAUCUGUUCUACUGUCUGAAUGAACUCAAUGAGCUCUCUUUAGUGAAGGACAUCCAAAACUACCUCAGCUCUGAGCGUUUCUCCAAACUCUCCCUGGCACAAUGGUCAGCUCUGGUAUUUAUGUUACUGACGUCAGAGGAAAAACUGGAUGUGUUUGAUCUCAAGAAAUACAGCAAAUCAGAUGAAGGCCUCCUGAGACUGAUGUUAGUGGUCAAAGCUUCAGAAAUCGCUCUGCUGGAUAACUGUGGCCUCACUGAGAGAUGCUGUAAAGCACUGGGCUCUGCAGUCAGCUGUACCUCCUCAAGCCUGCGAGAGCUGGAUUUGAGUAGUAACUCCACAGGAGACACAGGACUGAGGCUUUUUGCAGAUGGACUGGGAAACUCAGACAGUAAAUUAGAGAAACUCAGGCUCUCCUACUGUAGAAUCACAACACAGGGCUGCUCUAUUCUGGCCUCAGAGCUUAUUCCAAAACUUCCACACCUUAAAGAACUGGACCUGAGUGAGAACAGUCUGAGAGAGGCCGGAAUCCAGAUACUAGCUACUCAGCUGAGGAAUCCACACUGCAAACUGGAGAUACUGAGACUGAAGGACUGCAGAGUUACUCCUAAUGGAAGUUUUGCACUAGCCUCAGCUCUGAGGUACAACCCCUCACACCUUAGAGAGCUGGACCUGCACUGGAACAACCCAGGAGACGAAGGGGUGGAGCAGCUUGUGGCUGUUAUGGAGAAUCCAGUCUGUAAGCUUGAAGAAUUAUGGCUAAGUUAUGGUUUGCUUACUCAGAGGUGCUGUGAGGCACUUGCUUCAGCCUUCAGGUGCCGCUCUGCUAGUCUGAAAGCAGUGGACCUGAGUGGAAACUCAAUACGAGACACAGGAGUGGAGCUGCUCUCUGCUGGGAUCGGAAGUCCACACUGCAAACUGGAGAUACUGAGGUUGGCAUUUUGUGGGAUCACAGAAGAAGGAGCUGCUGCUUUGGCCUCUGCACUUGCUGCAAAUCCCACAACCCUGAAAGAGCUGGACCUGAGUCAGAAUCACAUCCAAGAUUCUGGACUGAAAGCGCUCUCCCAGGCAAUGAAGAACUUCGACUGCAGACUUCAGACAUUAAGGCUUAGAGACAGUGGAGUUACGGAAGAGGGCUGUGCUGCCCUCGCAUCAGCCCUAAUCUCAAAUCCUACUUAUUUGAGAGAGCUGAAUCUGGGUAACAACAACCUAACUGAUGCAGGAAUAAAGACUCUUUCUGCUGUGCUGAAGGAUGACAUAAGUGCAAUAGUUCAACUGGACCUUAAUCAGUGUGGCUUGACUGGAGAAUGUUGUGAUGCGCUGGCCUCUACUCUCUGCAAAGAGGCUUCAUGUCUGAGGGAACUGAACCUGGGAGGAAAUAACCUGCAGGAUUCAGGAGUGGAGACUCUUUGUGCCGGAUUAGAGAAUCCACACUGCAAACUGGAGAUUCUGAGACUGUUCAACUGUGGGGUCACGGAGAAAUGCUGCACAAUCUUAGCAUCAGCUUUAAAUGGCAAACACACAGUCCUGAGAGAACUGGACCUUAGAGAAAACAACCUUAAAGACACAGAUAUAAGGCAGAUUUCCAAUUUACUGGAAAAUCCAGACUGCAAACUAGAGAAAAUUAACUUAUACUGAGUGAUUUAACAUGGAUCCCCUGAAAAGGAAAUGGAAAAAAAGUUUACCUGUCAUACCUGACAGCCUGUGUGAUCUGUGGAAACUGAGGAGCUGUAAAAAAAAUACUAACCAUAAUCCUCUAUUUAUUAUCAUUUUAUUUUUAUUAUUUAUUUAAUGUAUUUAAUGUAUUUCUUUCUAUUUAUGUUUAGAGCCAUUGUCAUAGUAUUUACAGCUGCACUCAAAAUUAUUCAAACCCCACUGAGACUGUAAGGAUCAACACAAUCAAGCUUUUAUGAAGAUCGAGACAAUUUUUAAACUAACUGUGUAUUAAAUGAGUGACCUAUAAAAAUAUAUACAUUUCUGAAAAGAAUAACUUCUUAAUAAAGCCAUGGUAAAAUGAUUCAAUCCAGUUUUUAAAUCACUGCUAGUUUGCAAGGCUACAAAAUUGUGCUAUAACACAAUUAAUCCUUUGGGAACUUCAUAGUGACAAUUAAUUUGCUUCAGCCUUGAAACAUAUAUAAAUCCCACCCAUGCAUGUGUUCAAGCUCAGCAGCAAACAUGACAAGAAAAAGGAGCCCUUACAAAAGCUAAGAGUAGAAAUUAUUUCAUUGCACCAAAAAGGCACUGGCUACAAGAAGACAUUCUAGACACUUAAAGUUCAAAAAGACAAGUUAGAGGUAAUGUACAUAGGUUUACAACUCAUAGUACAGCAGCAAACCUACCUUGGUGUGGAAGAAAGAGUAAAAUUUCACCAAGAGCAAUCAGACAUUUGAACAGAACAGCUGAGAAAAACACUCUGCCAAAGACUUGAAGGAUGACUUGUUGAAGACAGGAACAAAAGUAUCAGUGAAGACAAUAAGAACACUACACAAGCAAGGAAUUCAUGCCUGGACACCUUGCUGCACUCCACUCUCGACCAAAAAGCACAAAAAAAUUGACUUAAAUAUGCAAAAAGAAUUUUAGACAGGCCUGUGGAGUUCUGGGAGACACUUUGAGGGUGUGCUGAAACUAAACUAACUGUAUAGACCCAUGGAUCAUGUCUGGUGUAAGAAAAGCAAAGCAUAUGACAAAAAAAGAACAUCAAGCAUGGAGAUGGGGCAGUCUUGUUGAGGUGGUGCCAGUUCCUGUAGCAGCAGAACAAUCUUGACCAUUUGACUCACAUCAUGGGAUUCUUUUGAAUACCAGAAACCUUUUUUACUGUUUACUAAAGCCUUGUUUGAUAGCUUUUCAUGAAAUUUUAUUUAUAUUACCAAACUGCCACUUUGAAGGCUUUUAAUAAUUCUAAGUGUAACUGUAUGUAUGCUAGGUGUGUUACCUUUCAAAAUUACUGUAAUCUUACAGAUCAGCCAAAAAAGUACAUCAUCAUUAAUUUAAGGCUAAAGUAAAACGUUAGGUUAGCUAAGAGUCAGCCUUAGAUCUAAGGCUUAUACUGGAGGCCUAAUGUAGUUAUAGUAGCUAA